UGUCAUGAAUUUCUAGUUGUUUUAAUUUCAAAAUUUUUAGUUUUUUGUUUUUAAAACGUUUUGUCAGUUGCAUCCCACAAUAAGCAAUAACCCAGACUUACUUUCACCUUAAACCAUUUAGCAAUGUCAAUAGUUUUGGAUCUCAUACAGAAAAUAGUUCUACAUAAUGCCUACGAGUUGACAUGCCAGGCUGCGGAGCAAAUCCUUAUCAAAUGCCGACAAUUCGACAAAGGCAAAAUGCUGACUUGUUCAUCCUUGAAGCCACAGGACUCGUCUUUGCAUAUACCUGAAGUAAAGGAAUCUAGCCACAAGGCAGAAAAAACUCAAAUCAAAAUACUAAUGAAACCCAAGCCCUUGAAGUUUGUUAAGCGAGAUGCUCCUAGAUUAAAUCUGGGUCCCAUAGAUCCACCGCAAUGCUCUUCCAUGCGCCUGUGCAGAGAUAGUUACUUCUCGUGAGGAACAAUUGAGGCUUUAAUAGAGGGCAAUAAAUCCAUUUUGAUCAAAGUGUAACAGUUAAAUUUAACAAAAAUCCUUGGAUUGCAACUACAAAUAUGA
Messenger RNA from Drosophila willistoni, 555 nucleotides. RefSeq lists its product as uncharacterized. Bases 124 to 456 code for a protein of 110 amino acids. The transcript has 2 exons. The record is from RefSeq and is a predicted model, not a curated record. NCBI's taxonomy places the organism in Eukaryota, Metazoa, Arthropoda, Insecta, Diptera, Drosophilidae.